AUGCCAGUCACAAAUCCACUAUCAUCUCUUAGCCCUACCGGAUCUGGUCCCGAGGGAGGAGACAAGCAAAAAGAAGGUCCGUGUUCAUACUCAUACCCAAUGUCAUCUCGCCCCCAACUCGAUACUGUCCCCCGUUCCCUUCCCCCUACGCAAGUGAUGGUAGAUGCGAGCUACUAUUUCGGUUACUCAGUGUUAAUUACCUUGGAUCUAACUGCUUUUGGCGCUGUAGGCACUGAUACCCUCGAAUCAGUCCCUCGAACGGUGGCCGGAGUGGUCAACGAUAAGGGCGAUAUUGUCGACAAGUCGGGCAAGGUUAUCGGAAGUGUGACGGAUCAGAAGGACCAUGAAAAGUUGGUCGGUGGCACCGUGACGGAGAAGGGCGAUGUGGUGUCAGACUUGGGCGAGAGCUUGGCCAAUGUUCACAUUGACGACAACUACACGCCAACCCAAGUUCCUGACAAGAAGGAAGGUGGUGGCGGUUGGAAUGUGUUGGGCAAGGCCAAGACAGCUAUGCAAUACGGCGAUAACAUCAGAAACGCCGUGUCAUAUGGUCAAAACUUGCAAAACAAGUUUGGCGGUGGCCAAAAGGGCGAGGCUGAAAAGGCCGGUCAAGAUGUUUCCGACAAAGCUGGAGAAGGUAUAGAAGGCGCCAAGGAUACUGCUGCCAGCCAGAAAGAUAAUGCUGAAAAGACUGGUCAAGACGUCACCAACAAAGCAGGUGAGGCAGCUGAGGGCGCCAAAGAGUCGACCGAACAAAACGAGAUCGAUGCGCCAGUGCAAAUGGAGAACCAUGAUGAUCCUACACAAAAGGACGUCAUUGCCGACACUGAAGGAUUGAAAUCUCAAGUCGACGAAAAGAAGGGCGAGACGGAAGAAGCUGCCACUGACGCCAAGGACACCGCAGAGGAUACUCUGGACAAGGGUGAGAAGGCUGCUGGAGAGCAAGAUGAGCCAAUGACCACUCAGAGUCCGAAACCUAUUCCUGAAGGCGACGAGGCCACAAAGGCUGGAGAGGAUGCGACAAAGGAUGCCAAAGAGGCUGGUGAAGGAGUUGAAGGAAAGCUUGAUGAGGCCAAACCUGAAGGAGGCGAACUCGACCAAGACAAACUUGGCGACGAGAAACUUGAUGACGUUAAGCCUGACGAGAGCCAGCUGCCAGAAGGUGAGGCAAAAGACAAGCUUGACGAAGCCAAACCCGAUGAAGGUGCUUUAGACGAGACCAAGGAUGAGGCAACCGGCAAGGUUGAAGAAGGCGCCGAGGAGGCCGGUGAAGCCGCAGAGAAACCCUUGGACUUUACCAUCCUCAAGAACACCAAGGUCAACAAGGCCGGCAACCUGGUCAACGACAAGGGCGACAUCAUCGGCCGACUGGUCGAAGGCGACCCAAAACAGUUGAUUGGCAAGACCUCCGACGAAGAAGGUCAAAUCUGGAACGAGUCCGGCAAGGUUGUCGGCAAGGCAGAGCCCAUCUCCGACAACGAACGCGACCAAGCAGCCAAGGACUUUGCUCCCUUCGAAAACUUCCCCGAUGCCAUUGUAGAAGGCGACGGACGUGUCAUGUCCGAGGGCCGCCAGGUCGGUGAAGUGAUUGAAGGUGACGCCAAGCGCAUGAAGGGCAGCCGUGUCGACGAAGACGGCGACAUCCUCGACCGCCGCGGCAACGUCAUCGGCAAGGCCAAGCCAUGGGAUGAGCCUGAAGAAGUUCCCGAAGAGGCCACCGACAUGACCUCCCUGGCCGGAAAGCGAGUCAACAAGGCAGGCAAUGUCGUUGACGCCCACGGCCAAAUCUUCGGUCGUGUCAUCGAGGGCAACGUCAAGUCCCUUGUCGGACGCAUGUGCGACAAAGAGGGCAACAUCAUGAGCGAGUCUGGCGAAAAGAUUGGCAGAGCCGAACUUGUACCAGAGUCAGAGCGCGAGGGCUCCAAGGACGGUCCAUUCGCUGAACUUUCAGGCUGCACCGUCACCAAGGAUGGCAAAGUUGUCACAUCAUCCGGCGAGGUGGUCGGGCGACUUACCCAGGGUGAUGGAAAGGCGCUGUAUGGUCGCUCUGUCGACGAAGAUGGCGAUGUUGUUGACAAGAAUGGUAAUGUUCUCGGCAAGGCUGAGCGAUGGGAAGAGCCCGAGGUUGAAAAGAAGAAGGACCCUCUUGCUGGGCGCAAGGUCAACCGCGAUGGUAAUGUUGUCGAUGAAGAGGGCAACAUUAUUGGCAAGCUUGUCAGCGGUGACUUGAACAUUUGCUCUGGCAAGGAGAUUGACGACGACGGAGAUGUCAUCAACUCCAAGGGCAACACCAUUGGCCAUGUCAGCUUGCUUGAGGAUAUUCCCCCCGAGCCAGAGGAGUCUGCUGAAGAUAAGGAGACGCGAGAGCAGGCAGAGAAGGAUAGGAAACUUGCCGGCCAGCUUGCGGCCUCUAUUGAGCAGUCUCUCGACAAGAUCAAGCCGAUUCUCAAGAUGAUCACCGACAAGGUGGACAAGGCGGAGCGUACGCCAAAGGAGGAGCUUGACGAGGAGCAGCUCGUCCGCGAGGUGAAGCCUCUUAUUGAAGAAGGCAGCAAGAUCCUGACCGAGACGAAUGGUGUUGUUCGCGGCAUGGAUCCCGAUGGCCGUAUUCAGAGACAGGCGAAGCACAAGUCCUCAACAAAGGAUGCCACCCCUGAGGAGCAUCACCUUGCAGAGGUUCUCAAGGAGCUUACCGGCGAUGUCACCCAAACAAUCGACAAUGCCAAGCGCAAGAUUGAAGGCAUGCCACACGCCAAGAAGGAACUGAACCCUCUCUGGGGCCUUCUCUCAGAGCCGCUGUUCCAGAUUGUCGCCGCUGUUGGUCUUCUCCUCAACGGUGUGCUCAGUCUUGUUGGACGACUUUUGAGCGGCCUUGGCUUGGGUGGUCUGGUGGAUAAUUUGCUUGGCACGCUUGGUCUUAACAAGGUUUUGGAUGGUCUUGGUUUGGGCAGUGUUACUGGAGCUUUGACUGGAAAGAAGGAUAAGAAGAAGGAAUGA
This is a messenger RNA of Pochonia chlamydosporia 170, 2997 nucleotides long. RefSeq lists its product as hypothetical. Bases 1 to 2997 code for a protein of 998 amino acids. Lineage: Eukaryota; Fungi; Ascomycota; Sordariomycetes; Hypocreales; Clavicipitaceae. The record is from RefSeq and is a predicted model, not a curated record. The transcript is spliced from 3 exons.